UCUUUUAGGUUGGCAGUCAUGCCGUUAAUCUUGAUUCAUUGAACUUCUUCUUUCCUGUACUUUUGUAGCGACAAGUCGCAUAUCGUUUUUGCUUCAAUAAAUACAAUUUUAGGUUAUGGGCCCAGCACGUUUUUGAACAAAGGGAAAGUGACUAAUCGAAAUUGUGUAUUGUGAUGGAGCAAGAAAAGAACGAUCGUCAUUUUCUCCCGCUGAUUGACGGCACAAAUUAUACCGCAUGGAAGUAUCGGGUGACAAUACUCUUGGAGGAGCAUGAGCUGUUAGAGUGCAUUAAUACGAACACGGAUGGGCUAGAGGUGCUGAAGGUCGAGGCGGGAGAUAGUGAGGCGAUAGCUAGGGAAAAGGAGCGGAACCGUGAAGUGCGGGCCAAGUUAGAUCGGCGAUGCAAAUCAUUACUUGUAUCGAGAAUACACGACUCGCAAUUGGAGUACAUUCAGGACCAGAAAACUCCAAAGGACGUAUGGGAUGCUCUUCGGCGUGUGUUCAAGCGACGCAGCAUUGCAAGUCGCAUGCAUUUGAAGCGACAAAUGCUUACUCUUCGUUUCGAGGGCGGAACACUUCAGCAGCAUUUUUUAAAGUUUGAUAAACUAGUGCGGGAAUAUCGGGCUACUGGUGCUGUGCUGGAAGAGCUUGAUGUGGUUUUCCAUUUAAGCGCAAGAUGAACCCCGCUGAUGCAACGAUGGAUUUACCGACGGAGGGGGAGCAGCGACGUGCAUCCUUAGGCCGACCUGGAUUUUUCAACCCGGCGGUGAUGCAGCAACCCGGAGCAUCGCAGCCGCACGUUCGCUCCGUGCACGAAGUAGCGUCCCAUCAUCAGGUGUCCCCAAACGGACACCUCUAUCCGCCAUCGCAAUUGGGACCCGCAUCAGCGCAGCCGGUAUCAGCGCCAUCGCAAUUUGUGCAACCGCCAUCGCAAACGGGCUCAGCUGUAGUGGAUAACGCCGUACUCCUGCAAACGCAGAAAAUGAUGCAGCAACUAAUGGCCCAGCAAAUAAGCCAGCCCGUAGUUACGCCAAAUUUUAAUCCAGAGCAAGCAACGGAAGCAUUAGCCAAUUCGAUUAUGGAAUUUCGGUUCGAUCCUGAAGCUGGCAUCACCUUCAGAACAUGGUUUUCCCGGUACGAGGAGCUGUUCAACGAGGAUGCUUGUCGGUUAAGUGAUGCAGCAAAAGUGCGACUUCUUUUAAGGAAGCUAGGUGCAGCCGAGCAUGAUCGGUAUUUGUCGUUUAUCCUGCACCGGCGUUCAAAUGAAUUUUCAUUCAAGGAGACGAUCGCCAAGCUCGCUGUGCUGUUCGACGUACAGGAAUCCUUGAUAAGCAAAAGGUACAGGUGUUUGCAGCUUACAAGGAAACCUGAAGAGGAUCUGCUUACCUACGCAUGCCGUGUGAAUAAAUCAUGCGUAGAGUUCGAGCUCAACAAGCUCGACGAGGAGCAGCUAAAGUGCCUCUCAUUCGUUUGUGGAUUAAGAGAAGAACAAGACGUCGAAGUGCGAACUAGAUUGUUGGCGAAAAUCGAGGAUCGAGAGCAGAUUACGUUGCAGCAACUGUCAGAGGAUUGUAGUCGCAUUGCCGCACUAAAAAGAGACAGCGCAAUGAUACAGGAAAAUGAACGGCAAGCACUCGCAUUGCAUAACAACAAUAAUACAAAAAUAUUUAAUAACCAUACUAAAGCUAACAAUUCGAGUUUUCAGCACCGGCAAUUCCCCAGAAUAAAUAAUUUCCAAAGAUAUAGUAAGCAGCAUCCUCCCGCACGGAACACCCAGCCCAGCCGACCAUGCUGGCUUUGUGGCGAUAGACAUUGGGUGCAAGACUGCGAAUACAAAUCGCACACGUGCCAAGAUUGCGGAAUAGAAGGGCACCGAGAAGGACACUGCAAUACCUUCUCUCUGCAAGUCGAUUCGGAAAGUUUCGGCACAGCCCAUCAGCGGAGGCUAAAAUCGUCACGGGUGAAUGCUUGUGCAGUCGCAGUAAACCGUAAGUACGUAAACGUGCAAAUAAAUGGGAAGAAUGCCAGGUUGCAACUCGAUACGGGGUCCGAUAUCACGAUCAUAAAUCGACCCAUGUGGAAAAGCUUAGGAGAACCUUUAUUAAAUGCAUGCGAGAUAAGAACAAAGACAGUGUCAGGAGCUAACCUUCACAUAGACGGGGAAUUCGAAGGAAUUAUUACGGUUGGAGGAAUUACGAAAACAGCCACAAUACGGGUAGCUCGCGUAAAUCUUUUAUUAUUGGGUGCAGACGUAAUAGAAUGUUUUAACCUGGGAUCGUUACCAAUGAAUGCGUACUGUGAAUCAGUUUCAACAACGACACCAAUUGCUAAAGGCUUAGAAUAUCCCAGCGUUUUUAAAGGAUCAGGCAACGAUUAUUAUUUUACAAACCGAACAACGACUGCUACAUAAAAAAA
Molecule: messenger RNA, 2415 nt
Organism: Anopheles arabiensis
Lineage: Eukaryota; Metazoa; Arthropoda; Insecta; Diptera; Culicidae
Exons: 2
Coding region: 174-680 (168 amino acids)
Source: RefSeq, a predicted model, not a curated record